AUGCCAGGUUCGGAAACUGCACAACGAUAUCUUGAACAGAUUCGUAAUAGAAAUAACAAUAAUCGAUUACGAAUGAUUCCAGAUCAAUUACAUCAAAUUCCAAUGGGUUACGCACAAAUGAUGGCAAUGGUUCCAGUUAAUGUUAAUGUUGAAUCCAAUUCAAAUAAUGAAAAUAUGAUUAACAAUAUAUCUCCUCAACAAGUAAAUCCAAUUAAGCUUCGAAAUCGAAUGUUUCAAGCUGCACAGAAUACUAACGUGUCAUCGUCACCCAAUAAACGACAAAGAAUGAUGCCCCCUGAUUCGUCUGGAAAUUAUUUGUCUAAUGUACAAUUCAAUAAUUCUACACCAAGACCACAAAUGACCGUAAAUCCAAAUAUGACACAAAGCAAUCUGAUCUUGACUACCGUACUUCAAAUUAUUCAUGACUUAUCUUCUAAUUCAAACCUGAUCAAUCGAAUUACUAAUACAAUUUAUGUAUCAUCUACUCAAGAUCAAAAACAACUUCAUACCGCUGCCGCCAUGAUUAAUGUGCCAAUUAUGCUAAAUAAUGUGCCUCAUGGAAUGUUGCGUCACCCAAAUCUUUAUAAUAGCGUUUUUCCAGCAAAUAUGAAUAUGUUGGCUCAAAAUAGAGUUGGAAGUAUAAGGCCUACCAACGAUGGACAUAAGAUGUUUUUCAACAACCGAUCUCAAAUGACGCCACAACAAUUAAUGGUGUAUCAACAAUCACUGCAACAACAACAAAUUCAACAACAACUUCAACAGCAACAACUUCAACAUCAUCAACAACAAAUUCAACAGCAACAAAUUCAACAAAUUCAACAACAACAACUUCAACAACAACAACAAGCAGCCCAAGCACAUCAAAAUGCACAUCAAGUUCAAACACCUCAAACACAACAAACACAGGUACAAGCUCAACAAACGCAAAUACAAGCACAACCUGUAGCUAAUAACGUUAAUAAUACUCCUCAACGUGAAUCAACAGAAGAUGGAAAUGAUAAUGAAAAAGGUGCAAAGAACAUUUCAAAGACUCCAACUCAACAACGAGCACAAACAAGCGGACAAUCCGCACUUGAUUUUGACGUGGAUGAGUGCCGCGAUUACGCCAAUAGCCUUGGAGAUGGAGUAGAUCCCUUUGGUUUUCUCCAUGAUGGAUUCGAGCAACAAUCACAAUCGGAUGAUGCGAACUUUAACGAUUAUUUUGAUUUCGGAGGGGAAAAUUAG
Dentiscutata erythropus is the source of this 1224-nucleotide messenger RNA. Lineage: Eukaryota; Fungi; Glomeromycota; Glomeromycetes; Diversisporales; Gigasporaceae. The record is from the annotation of a GenBank genome assembly.